Sabethes cyaneus is the source of this 1619-nucleotide messenger RNA. RefSeq lists its product as uncharacterized. Lineage: Eukaryota; Metazoa; Arthropoda; Insecta; Diptera; Culicidae. The transcript has 6 exons. Bases 141 to 743 code for a protein of 200 amino acids. The record is from RefSeq and is a predicted model, not a curated record.
UACAUAUUUUUGUUAAUAGUGGUUAGUGAUAAGAAUAAUCAUACUCGUGCAUAAGUCCAGUUGCUGCCAUGCUUGAUAGUUAAUAUGAAGUCAAAUGUACAAAUCACUCGAAGCUGAAUCUGUUAACAAGCAUUCCAACAAUGAUCAAACUGGACUACGACAGUUUAAAUGAUCAUCAACCAGAACACAGUCAGGAAGUACCAGAAUGGGACACCGGCUGGGCGGAAGGACCAGAAAAGGUGAUCGUAGAGGUCCACGAAACGGCGACUGAUUCCUUUGCUCUACUAGAAACGAGCACUGUAUAUAAUUCUACAGAAGUUCUAGAUGAAUCUGGACCAAGUAUAGUAGUAAGACCAGAGGAAGCACUUAUAGUAAUUUUUGUACUUAUACUGUGGAUAGGCGCCAUCGGACUCUUCUUCCAUCGAUGGGGAAAAAUUCGUAUGUUAGAACCAUAUCAGCCGAAAUUUAUCCAGCAGCAUCGAGGUUCCUGUCCUCUGGUUGACCUCGAUCUAGACAUGCCACCUGUUCCGCAGCGAUCAUCACUCUCUAAAAUGUCCCUGGGCCUGCAGUCGACAAUGACAUCUGUUUGCUCCGGAGGAUACCCCGGUUAUAUCCGCCCCCGGCAAAACUCCGUCUUCGUUGGUCCACACGUUGUUUCGCCUCCACAACCACCUCGGAAAACACGUUCGGCCGUCGACAUCCAUUCAAUGAUACUCAGCGAAGGCGAAUUAGAGGCGGUUUAGCUUCUGCAUUCCCGGCUAGUGUGCCGACUUACAUCAACCGUAGGAAGCGAUGAGCAAACAAACGGCCGUAAACAGCGAGAGAUGCAUCCUACAAAACAACUCAAUAUUUUUGUAUUGCGAUAUACAUAUACUUAUAUACAUAGCUUUCUUUUUAUAUGAAACAUGUUGAAGAAAAUUGAUGAAAUGGACGCAGUAAUCAUAAACAAAGUUCCCCUCGUUGAAUAUUGCUAAACAGUAGAUCAUUCUUUCUCAUAUUUGAAGUGUUGUUUAUACUCGUGCCGUUUUAUGACCAAACUAAACGUUAUUUCUCAAAACUAGUAGGAUGUGUGGAAAUGAAUAGAAGACUAAACGGGUUAUAUAAAUAUAUAUAUAUAUAUGAACAGCAGACAAAAUACCAUUUAUGAUAUACAGUGAAAAUGGAAUUCUAAAUAUAGUCUAAAGUCAUAACCAAACAGAUAUUAAAUGAUAUUGCAAUAUUAUACAACACGCCAGUAUAUGUUAGCUUUCUUCGGACAGGUAACUGAACCUGAUUACUUAAGAUGAAAUGCAUCGCAAUUAUUCAUUGGCCAAAGAACGUACAUAUUAAUCUGACAAGCAGUUUAUUUUCUAUAGUUACCGUCGCCAAACAUUCUGUCAAUUUUUUACAACGCGAAUACAAUUUUUGGAUCAAACUAAUAUUUUUAUGAAAGAUGGUUUAAAUACAAUAUAAAAUAGAUGUAUGCUCAAACUAGAUACAUACUCCAUUAUAAAAAGUACAUAUUUUGUUUGUACGAUCUGUUAGAAUUGAUAUUUCUAGAUAAAAUAAGUAAAUACCCAAUAUUUAUUCCUAUUCAUCAAUAACUUAUCAAGAACCAACAUGUAAGUAGUGAUUGUUGA